Messenger RNA from Corylus avellana, 545 nucleotides. The record is from RefSeq and is a predicted model, not a curated record. Lineage: Eukaryota; Viridiplantae; Streptophyta; Magnoliopsida; Fagales; Betulaceae.
UUCACCCAUUUUUGUUUUCCAAACCUGAGCUCAUUGAAACAAUUAAGGUUGCUGGCUCUAAAAUGGCUCAACCAAAGGGUGAAGGCACUUGGUCAACCGGCCUCUGGGACUGCUUCUCCGACAUGCGUAGCUGUUUCGUGACAUUUUGGUGUCCAUGCAUUACUUUCGGGCAGAUCUCCGAGAUUGUAGAUAAAGGAGAAUCCUCCUGCUGUGGAAAUGCAGCCCUGUUUUUCCUGAUAAGUCUUUUCACAAGUUGUGGCUUUUGUUACUCAUGCGUUUAUCGUCAAAAACUGCGAAAACAGUAUAUGUUGGAGGAGAGCCCCUGUUUGGAUUGCUGUGUUCAUCUUUUCUGCCUUCAUUGUGCCUUGUGCCAAGAAUAUCGUGAGCUCAAGAACCGUGGGUUUGACGUGCCCCAUGGAUGGCAUGGGAACGCGCAAAUGAACAAUCAAGGAGUGGCGCUGGCUCCGGCUGUGGAAGGAGCGAUGAAGCGGUGAUACUGCUGAAUUGAAGAAAAUUUGCAUGCGUGCAUGGGGAGUGUUAUUAAU